GGCCUUUGUUUAUGCGUGCGGCGGGUUUAUUCGACGUCGCGCGUUUGCAGUGUAGACAGCUGCGUUGUUGCGUCGCGUUGCAUGCUGCGUCACAAUUUAAGUGCUUUCUGGUGUGAGGCCAGUGGAUUUAAUAUUCUCUUCUGAACUGAACUGUAAUGGAAACUAUAUUUAACUUAUAGCUAUAUUACAACCUCUAGUGGCACAAAGCCAAGAGACGCAGAGUCAGUGUUUCACAUCAGCAUGGCUGAGCGCGGGACGUGCGCUCAUGUCAUACAUCACAGCGCGUCAUUUUAUCGGGGAAACGGGGAACAUUUGACCCAGGUUAGUGAGGUUGAAUGAGAAGACGAUGGACAGCCGGACCGAGAAUCCGACGAAGGCGGCGGGCUAUCUGAAGGAGCUGAAUAAGAUCAUAGAGACCCAGCAGACGCUGCUGGAGCGGCAGAAGAGGCGCAUCUUCGAGCUGGAGCAGCAUGUGUCCGACCUGUGCGCCGAGAACAGCCGCCUGAGGCACGAGUACCAGCGGCAUCUGCUCACCUGCAGACUGCGCUCCGUCCGGGACAACAGCCCGCAGCAGCAAUCAGAAUAUGGCAGCACAAGAAUCGUCAGAAGACACACCUCACUUCCUGUGGAAGUGACAGACAUUCCCAGCAACCUCAGACCGGCCGUUUGCAGGAGAACUGUGCCCAGCCGACAGUGGACAUCUGCAACUCUUGGUGUGGAGGGGAAUAUUCAAAACAGUGAGCCUGGCCCUUCCUUGGACACCAGCAUAGGAUAUGGCCAUGGCCCUGUCACUCACAGUUCUUCCUUGAGUCCUGACCAGUUUGAAGGCUCAGUGUACAGCCACAGCAUCCAGCCAGGCCCACAGCGCCCUCAGCGACCCAAACUACAACACUCUCAAUCUAUCCUCCGCAAGCAGGCAGAGGAGGAGGCCAUCAAACGCUCACGUUCCCUCUCUGAAAGCUAUGAGCUCUCCACAGACCUUCAGGACAAGAAGGUGGAAAUGCUUGAGCGGAAAUAUGGAGGCCGUUUCAUAACCCGCCAUGCUGCACGGACCAUCCAGACAGCUUUCCGCCAAUACCAAAUGAACAAGAACUUUGAACGUCUCAGGAGUUCUAUGUCGGAGAACCGCAUGACCCGCAGGAUUCUUUUAUCCAACAUGAGGAUGCAGUUUUCCUUUGAAGGACCCGAGAAAGUCCACAGCUCUGUUUUUGAGGGGAAGCAAAUGUCUCUCCUGGAUGAUACCAGCCAAGUGGGAGCCAUGGUGCAGGCUGGAGAGAAGGUUCCUGUUAUUUUGGAGGCCCCAGAACCUCAAAACGAUUUAACAGAUACAAUCACAGAGUUAGAGGACACUUUCUCAAGGCAAGUAAAGUCAUUGGCGGAGUCAAUUGACGAUGCACUGAACUGCCGUAGUCUACGCAGAGAAGAGAUCCAGCCUGAACAAACAGUUUGUCAAGAGGGCCUGCAGCAGGAGGAUGAGCUCCCUCAGCCUGAUGAGCACCACAAGCUGGAUGAGAUCUGUGACGUGACACUCUUUAUCGAUGAAGAGGAGCUCUCUCCACUGGUUCAGCCUUCCUGCUCUAUAGAUCAGCCAUCCAGCAGCGAGUCUGAGCAGCGCACGCAGUCCAUCGGCUCCUCGCAAGAGUAUUGGUCCAUGGAGGCUAAGGAUGACAAGUUGGACACGGACACUAGCUACAGGAGCACUCCAUCCCUCGAAUGCCAGGGGCAUUCACAGCUCUGUAUGGACUUACCCCUGUUGACCAUUGAGCCUCCCAGUGACAGCUCAGCAGAUAUAAGCGAUCGUUCUGAGCAUAGUUUGGUCCAGCCACAAAAUAUUCAUGAACGGACUGUUGCAGGACCACAGGCCAUUCCCAAACAUAUCUCACAUGGACUACCUCCUAGAGUUCCCUCGCUUUCUCGAGACGAAGAGCCACUUAGACACCGGCAGGUGGAGAGCCACCUGGCCACCAACGGCAACCGACAGAGCAAGUCAGAAUCAGAAUUUUCAGAUGGAGACAAUGACAGUAUCAACAGCAAUUCAAAUUCCAUUGAUACAAUAAACUCAGAAUCCUCAUCUAGAGAUAGUCUCAGCAAGCAGACCUACCACAAAGACACUCGCAACAGUUGGGACUCUCCAGCGUUCAGCAGUGAUCUCAUGCGCAAGAGACAAUACCGCAUUGGCCUCAACCUCUUCAAUAAAAAGCCAGAGAAGGGAAUACAGUACCUAACGGAGAGGGGAUUUAUUCCUGACACACCCGUGGGCGUGGCCCACUUCCUGCUGCAGAGGAAAGGCUUGAGUAGACAGAUGAUUGGUGAAUUUCUCGGAAACAGACAGAAACAGUUUAAUAGGGAUGUUUUAGACUGUGUGGUGGAUGAGUUGGACUUCUCAGGGAUGGAGCUGGAUGAAGCUUUGCGGAAAUUCCAGGCUCAAAUCCGGGUUCAGGGGGAGGCACAGAAGGUGGAGCGCCUGAUUGAGGCUUACAGGUGCUCCAAGCGCUACUGCAUCUGUAAUCCUGACGUGGUCCGUCAGUUCCGUAACCCUGACACCAUCUUCAUCCUGGCAUUCGCCAUUAUCCUCCUCAACACAGACAUGUACAGCCCCAACGUCAAGAUGGAACGCAAGAUGAAGCUUGAGGACUUCAUCAAGAAUCUACGAGGGGUUGAUGAUGGAGAGGACAUCCCUCGGGAGAUGCUGGUUGGGAUUUACGAGCGGAUCCAAAAGAAGGAGCUUAAAACAAAUGACGACCAUGUGUCUCAGGUGCAGAAGGUGGAGAAACUCAUUGUGGGCAAGAAGCAAAUGGGAUCGCUUCACCAUGGCCUUGGAUGUGUGCUGUCUCAGGCUCAUCGCAGGCUCGUGUGCUACUGCAGACUGUUUGAGGUCCCGGAUCCAAACAGACUGCAAAAACUCGGCCAGCAUCAGCGGGAGAUCUUCCUGUUUAAUGACCUCCUGGUGGUUACCAAGAUCUUCCAAAAGAAGAAAAAUUCAGUGACAUAUAGUUUCAGGCAAUCUUUCUCUUUGUACGGGAUGCAAGUGAUGCUCUUUGAGAAUCAGUUCUAUCCGAAUGGUAUCCGGCUGACUUCAGUCAUUCCAGGUGCUGACUUCAAAGUCCUGAUAAAUUUCAAUGCUCCCAACCCUCAGGACCGCAAGAAAUUCACCAGCGACCUGCGAGAAUCCAUCGCUGAGGUCCAGGAAAUGGAAAAGUACCGGAUAGAGUCUGAGCUGGAGAAGCAGAAAGGGGUGGUCAGGCCCAGUAUGUCUCAGAGCAUGUCUGGACUAAAGAAAGAGACGGGAAAUGGCACCAUGGGCCGCACUAGUCUGGAUGACACUUACGCCAUGGGAGAGGGACUAAAGCGGAGUGCACUCAGCAGCUCCUUGCGUGAUCUUUCUGAAGCAGGACUCCAUCUUUAGUGGUCCUCCUCUGAGCCAGAGAGAACCUUCCUUCCGGGAGCAUCUGUUUCCUGACAGACAUGGCGCUCCAAACUCCUCCUCCUCCUCCACCCUCCUCGGGUCACUGUCUGGCAGCACUCGGGUCAAGCGCUCUGUCAUGGGCUGCCCGCCACCUCUCCCUCCCCAUCCCACCCUCAUACUCCACACGCCACAUCCGUUCAACCUGCACCACACCGCCCAGCCUCACGCACACCACUCACAGCAAUGUCGCUUCCCCCAGAAGCCUCCGCACUAUCACCCUCUAGCACGCGGCCAGCGUGGCCGCUAUCUCUUCAGACAGCUUUCACAGUCCCUGCGCAGUAACCUUCAGCACACAGAUCAGCACAUGAUCAGCAAACACUGCACCGUCAGCACGCUGGUCUGAGCUUAACUUUAAAAGGACACUCGAUGAGCAAAACUCAGCCAUACCAGCCAAACCCGAGCAGUGCGGAAGGAGUGACGCAUGUGCAGAAACAACAUCUGUCUUUCAUACUUUUAGCAUUCUGCCUACGGGUGAAGGACACAAGAUUAUAAUUAAGCAAUUAUAUUUUGCAUAAAGAAAAUAAAGGACCAUUACGAUCUAUUGCAUUGUGACCAGUGUUAGGUAAGAUACUCUAAAAAAGUAAUCAAUUACUAGCUACUAAUUACUACGGAAGAGGAUUAGGGCCAAGCAAUAAU
Megalobrama amblycephala (Wuchang bream) is the source of this 4102-nucleotide messenger RNA. It is a transcript of the gene iqsec1a, whose product is annotated as IQ motif and Sec7 domain ArfGEF 1a. Lineage: Eukaryota; Metazoa; Chordata; Actinopteri; Cypriniformes; Xenocyprididae. Gene Ontology annotation, biological process: regulation of ARF protein signal transduction; actin cytoskeleton organization. The record is from RefSeq and is a predicted model, not a curated record. Gene Ontology annotation, molecular function: guanyl-nucleotide exchange factor activity; protein binding.